GCCGGGCCGGCGGAGCGGCAGCGGCGGGGCCGCGCAGUCCAGGAUGGCCGAUGAGAACGAGGAGCUGCCGGCGGACGAGGAGCUGCCGGCGCCGGCCGAGGAGGGCUUUGAGCAGCUGGAGAACGACAGCCCCGCCGAGCGCAGCGGGCACGUGGCCGUCACCGACGGGCGCUGCAUGUACGUCUGGGGAGGAUACAAGAAUGCCCAGGUCCGGGGCUUUUACGACUUCUACCUGCCGAGGGAUGAAAUCUGGAUCUACAACAUGGAAACUGGAAGAUGGAAGAAGAGCAAGACUGAGGGAGAUGUUCCCCCCUCCAUGUCUGGCAGCUGUGCCGUGUGUGUGGACAGAGUGCUUUACCUCUUCGGGGGGCACCACGCCCGGGGCAACACCAACAAGUUCUACAUGUUAAAUGCCAGAUCCACGGACAAAGUGCUGCAGUGGGUGAGAGUGGAGUGCCAGGGGGUGCCCCCCUCGUCCAAGGACAAGCUGGGGGUGUGGGUGCACAAGAACAGGCUGAUAUUUUUUGGAGGCUAUGGCUAUUUUCCCGAAGGGAAGCAACGUGGAACAUUUGAAUUUGAUGAAACUUCUUUUUGGAAUUCAGGUCUUCCUAGAGGGUGGAAUGACCACGUGCACGUUCUGGACCUUGAGACUUUCACUUGGAGCCAGCCCAUAACCACGGGGAAGACGCCGUCGCCCCGCGCCGCCCACGCCUGCGCCACGCUGGGGAACAGGGGCUUCGUGUUCGGAGGCAGAUACAGGGAGUCCAGGAUGAACGACUUCUACUGCCUGAACCUGGACACGUGGGAGUGGAGCGAAAUACUCACCCAAGGCAUCUGCCCCGUGGGCCGGUCGUGGCAUUCCUUGACGCCGAUCUCCUCGGAUCACCUCUUCCUCUUUGGAGGCUUCACCACCAACAAGCAGCCCCUGAGUGAUGCCUGGAUUUAUUGUAUCAGCAAGAACGAGUGGGUACAGUUUGAGCACAACUACUCUGAAAAACCAAGGCUGUGGCACACGGCCUGUGCCAGCGAGGAGGGCGAGGUGAUCAUCUUUGGGGGCUGUGCCAACAACCUGCUGGCCCAUUCCAAAGCUGCUCACAGUAAUGAAAUCCUGGUGUUCUCCCUCCAGCCACGAUCUCUUGUAAGGCUGUGUCUGGAGGCCGUGAUCUGCUUCAAGGAGCUGUUGGCCAGCUCGUGGCACUGCCUGCCCAAGCACCUGCUGCACAGCGUGAACCAGCGCUUCGGCAGCAACAACACCUCGGGCUCCUGAGCCCGGCACGCCCGUGCCCCACCCUCUGUGUGUAGGUAGCUGCUUCUCGCCCUCCCGUGCAUGUGAAUGGCCUAGAGAGAACCUAUUUUUGUGUGAGAUGUUCCAAUAAAUGUAUUUGAUGCCAGAGGA
Messenger RNA from Melospiza georgiana, 1396 nucleotides. RefSeq names its product kelch domain containing 2 (gene KLHDC2). Gene Ontology annotation, molecular function: protein binding. The record is from RefSeq and is a predicted model, not a curated record. NCBI's taxonomy places the organism in Eukaryota, Metazoa, Chordata, Aves, Passeriformes, Passerellidae. The transcript has 14 exons. Bases 44 to 1267 code for a protein of 407 amino acids.